AUGGCCCUUUCUGGCGCGGCUGCGGAGGCCGCUUCCCAGGAUGAAGAUCGCCUCUUGGACGCUGGGGGCGGCGACUGUGGGGCGGUCCCCGUCGACGGCUACAAUGGCAAACGCAAGGCUGACUCGCUGGUGGACCUGAUCACUCUGGGAUCCGACGAAGAAAUGGACGGGGAGGCCGCGCCGUCCGCCCAACCUGGAUGGCUGAAGGCGCUCAUCCUUCCCAUGAAUCGAGUCAGCGCUUCGGUCGGCACGAUGCAGCAGCAGUUGGCUGACCACGACCUCAAGUUCGAGACUAUGCAGCGCCAAUACGAUUCCAUCCACACUGAUAUUCAAUCAUCAGUCGACAAGGCUCUCGACACCGUCUUGGACGCUAAGAGUCGAGCCAAGUUCGACGAGCUCGACCGCAAGUUUCAGUUGGCUUCCACGGCGGCCUCUUCUGUUGGUGGUAGCUCAGUGGCGGGAGGUUCUGGCAGCUCCCCUAAUCGUGAAGCUGAUGGGCGCCCGCGCACGACACAGACAGCUGGCGACAAAACAAAGGUGUGUAUUGGCGGCUUUAAGAGACCCAUGCUGGCCCGUGUCCUGCAACGGCACUCCGACUGGGUCAAGCAGCAGUUCCCGCUCGACACGACCAAGAACGCCACGGUCCACGCCUCUAACUUUUCGCAGUCGUACAAUUUCAAGUUUCCAGAUGAGGAUGAGGCUAAGAAGUUCCUUGAUGAUGCCAGGACCAGGGGGCUCUUCUACCAGGACACGAAGCUCGGACAGGUCGAGCUGAGGGUCAGGCUCGACGCCCCGCCGUUCGUUCGUGCGCGGCACAAAGUGCUCGGUCAAGUCUGGCAGAGGGUCGUUGAGCACUGGAAGUCUCACAAUGUCGACUUUCGCGGCCAACAUUGGCAGAUCGGCUGCAACGGCUUCCGUGGCUUCUUGUUUGUCACGGUCAAAGACGACAUCUUCGUGCUAGCCCGCAUUCAGGAGCUCGACCACGACCAGUGGGUUCUCGAGUCCGAGCCCAGCCACCUCUCGCAGUUCCAGAUCCCCGAGGCGAGUAUGACGGAGUGGUGCAAGGCAUCGUGGGCUGAAGCGCCCACGCUCUUCGCGAAUUCGAUCACUCAGCAGCAGUACUUCCAGCUCUUCUUCGGCUUCCUUUUCCUCCUCUUCCUCUGGCAGUUCCAGGUCGUCAUCAUCCUCCAGCUCGUCGCCUUCGCCUACGCCGGGUGGCCCGAGUCCGGUGGCAGCGCAGCAGAGGUGUACGAUGAGAUUGGCAUCGGCUCCUUGGACCCCUUUGAGGCUCUCGAGGAAGGUGAAGAUAUUCUACGCGCUGGAGCCCAGAAAUUCAUCUCGUGGGCCCUGGUGGCCAUGCGCAUCGUCAAUCAGUUGCCCCACGAUAGGACCCAAGUUGACCUGCUGGUACGAGCGCUUCGCGCUUACCCUAAGCUCAAGGAGUUCAUUGAGUGCGACUCGCUUCUCUGGCUGGGCCUGGCUGGGUUCCACGCCCACCUCGCCUCCCCCAACAUUCGGCUUCUCGAGGAUCGGCUGCGAGAGGUUGAGGAGGAGGAGAUCCCCGAGCCCCAGAAGCAACUCGAGAGGAUCAAGAUAGGUUUGAAGCUCAACCUCUGGAAGACAGUGGUCAUACGAGUUAUGAGCGCCAAUGACGAGUACAUUCAUCAGAAGCUGCUUGAUGCUGGAUUCAUGCCGUGGUCGUUUCGUGUCGUGCAGUCAGGGAAGUACCUUGGUAUCAUUCUUGGCCAGUCAGGCCACCUUGACAGCUGGAUUGCGCCCACCACCAAGUGUAUCAGUCGUGCACGGGCCAUCAAGCACCUGUCCCUGGGGCUCGCUAAGAGCAUCGUGCUGUUCAACUCGGUGGGUUUCUCUGUCUUAUCGCACGUCAUGCAGUACUAUCGCCCGUCUCCUGAGGCGCUGGCCGCGGCCUUCGCGGCGUGCGACGAGGAGCUGCGGGGUGCGCUGCCCGGGGGCUCGUGCGCGGGCUCCUGCGCCACCUACGCCGCG
Molecule: messenger RNA, 2007 nt
Organism: Prorocentrum cordatum
Lineage: Eukaryota; Dinophyceae; Prorocentrales; Prorocentraceae
Source: the annotation of a GenBank genome assembly